Molecule: messenger RNA, 3292 nt
Organism: Mugil cephalus (flathead mullet)
Lineage: Eukaryota; Metazoa; Chordata; Actinopteri; Mugiliformes; Mugilidae
Gene: ascc2
Product: activating signal cointegrator 1 complex subunit 2
Exons: 19
Coding region: 171-2486 (771 amino acids)
Biological process (GO): regulation of DNA-templated transcription
Molecular function (GO): ubiquitin binding
Source: RefSeq, a predicted model, not a curated record
GUGAUUAGAAAACGUUUAGGAAAUUGAAACUGUGCAAAAAGCAGCUGAGACGGUGGAGUGGCUGGGAUGGCUUGAAAGAGUUACAGGCUGUCAUACUAUAAGAUUUGCCAUCAUGUGAUUUCUCAGAAUAAACCAGAGAAGGAGAAGAAUAAAAUAGAGAAGGAGAAGCCAUGGCCUGUGCUCGAGUGCCUCUGGAUGAGCAGCAGGUGACAGAGCCGGGCCCACUGGGAAAAGAGCGCAAGCUGCCUGCACUGCACCCAGACAGGAGAGAGGAGCGCUGCUUCGUGCCUUACAAGCCCCCUCCUGAAGAGGCCUCUCCAGCCGAGGUGGAGGAGUUUUUGGAGCAUGCCCGAUUCAUCACAGAGGAUCUGGAGUGGCUGCUCUCACUGCCCCACGACAAGUUCUGGUGUCAGGUGGUGUUUGAUGAGUCCCUGCAGAGGUGUCUGGACUCAUAUCUGCAUCAAGCCCCUCGUGGCCUGGACCUCGCUGCCCUCCCCCCCUCACCGUCGGUCGCUGAGAUGCAGCGGUCCGUCCACAGGUCCGUCUUCUUGACCUUCCUCAGGAUGGCCACGCACAAAGAAUCUAAGGAGAACUUCCUCACUCCAGCUGUCUUUGGAGAAAUUAUUUAUGACAACUUCCUGUUUGACAUUCCCAAACUUUUGGAUCUGUGUGUGCUCUUUGGGAAGGGCAACAGCCAGCUGCUGCAUAAGAUGAUUGAGAACAUCUUUACUCAGCAGCCGUCCUACUACAAUGACUUGGACGAGACGGUCCCCACCGUGUUACAGGUUUUUGACUCAAUCCUGGAGAAGUGUGGUAUUCACUGUGAAGGAGCCACUGCCAUGGAGCCAGUAAAGCUGAGUGCGCACAAACAACCCACUGCCAUGACCAUGAGCAAACAGGAACUUGAAGAUAUUAUUUUGUACCUGUGCGACUCAACCACCACCAUCCAUGCCUUCCUGGACAUCUUCCCUGCAGCCUGCUCCAGCUUCCAAUCCCACUGUUUCCUCAGCAGACUGACUUCAUUUUAUGAGACCGCUGUGCCUGAUCUUGAGAAGGCAGUUAGGAAGAGAAACUUUGACGAUAAAGGUCUUCAGGAGAAUUUGUGGAAGAGGCUGUCUCACUCCUGUCGUAAGAUGGUGGAGAUGGCUCACCUGCUGCUGCACCACACCUGCCUACAGCCAAUCCUGGAGGGGAAAGAAAACAUGCAGACGUUUGCAGAGGAACUUCUGCAAUAUUUCACGUCUUUUCUAACUGAGAAAAGGUUUUUGACAGCCUAUGAUGAGCAGUUUCCCAUCGCAGACGACAUCAGCCUCCUGCAACAGGCCCUUCCUGUCAUUGAUGAGACCAGGACGUCCUACUUGCUCCAGGGAGUGGAAAGUGCGUGGGAAGGCGCGGGCCGACGGAAACCACACAGCCAGGUUCAGAAUAAAUUCUCCUCGUUGCUGCCUGGCGAACAGGGAGCAGCAGGUGGCGCCGCAGCUGCUGCUUCGCCUUCAUAUGGCUUCAAACCUCAGGAGGUCAGAGAGCGAGGAGGAGAGAGUCCGAGGGGAGCGGAGGCCAUGCUGGACGUUCCCCGGAAAGGAAACAAUGGUGCAGUGUGUUCGGUGAGCGGCGCGGAGCUGGAGUCGCUCCUGUCGUGUAUCAGGGACCUUCUUCCCGAUCUGGGCGAAGGCUUCCUGCUGGCGUGCCUUGAGGAGUACGACUACAACUCUGAGCUGGUCAUCAACAACAUCCUGGAGGACCGGUUGUCCCCCAGCCUGGACAAACUGGACCGGGCCAUGCCAAGGCCCGUGAAGGAGGACCUCCCGACUCUUCUGAACAACCGCUCCAACGUGUUUGAUGACGAUGAGUUCGACGUGUUCCGUAGAGACCAGGUGGACAUGUCCCGCAUCUGGAAGGGCAGGAGGAAAGGAGAGAGCGCUCGAGACAUGCUGAACAACAAGGAGCACAUCGAGGAGCAGAGAGCUCGUUAUCAGGCCUACGAGACGGUGGUGGACGAGGUCGUCAUCGAGCCUGGAGAGUCCUCUGCCGCGUACGGCCUGGACGACUACGACGACGAGUACGACGACACCUACGACAUGAACCAAAUAGGAGCCAAUGACCUGGACGGAGACAGUCUCCUGAACAGAAGGCCUUUCACGACCCCACAGAUACUGAGGAAAGGAAACAAAGUGGAGGAAGAGGAGGAGAGUGAAGAUGAUGAGGAGGAAGGCACUUUACAGAACAAUACAAACAGGGAUCAGUUCGUGCAGGACCCAGCUCUGCUGAGAGAGAGGGCAGAAGCCAGGAGAGCCGCUAUGCAGCAGAGGAAAGGCAUCCGACCGGAGCGUUCCAGCAACGUGGUGGGUCGACCUAAAGGCCAAGGACAGACCUUGGACACAUUCCUGGACCGACGCAAGAAGGAGGCCAACAAGAGCCACGUAAGCAACCACAACCGGCGCAGCAUGGCCGACCGCAAGAGGAACAAAGGCAUGAUCCCCUCCUGACCCGAGGGACGGCCGGCGGCUGCUGCUGCUGCUGCUGCUGCUCGAAAUAAACUAAGUGACGCUGGGAGAGGGAGGCGGCGGGAACGUGGAUGAGGUGCGAGUGAAUUAAGGUUGCUCACGUUCCAGCUGUGAAGUCUGAAGGCCGUGAGAACCUCCACAGGUUUUCAGUUUUCAUUGAAAUUAUGUAUUCAUUAACACCGGGCCACACGUUCAGAUUGUUGUGAUUCUAAGUUGCUAGCGACGCGUAGAAGUGCUACCGGACUUCGAACCUCGAGGACGGUCGGCUGUUUGGAUUUUAAUUCACAGCUCAUUAAAAACCAAAGUGCUGAGAGUGAGCCAGGAAAUGACGACAAAGAAUAAGACCUUUAUUUUUGCCAAGUAACAAACUAGCUUAUUAUUAAGAUCCACAGUUUGACAUCAUCAGCAACCUACGUAGGAGUAAAGGGAAGGGAGAGACUGCAGUUCCUCGUGUAGCUGGAAGAACAAUUAGUGACCUACGAUCAAGCCUGGACAUCAGCGGCCGACUGCAUGUAAACAUACGUGUCGUCGUCCACCCACUUCACACCACCGGUGUCCAGCUUCACGGAAAAAAACAAAAGAGAUGAGCUCAGUGAGCAUCUUAUGGGAUGCUGUCGUGUUUGGAAGCACAUGCUGAACAGCGACGGGCUGUUGACAAACCUACAUGUUGCCAUGCGCACUCUAUUUUCUAUAAAGAGAACAGAUCGAUGGAGCAUUUUGUAACAAAAAAAAGCACACGUAAUUGCUUUUUGGAGUUUACAUUACAAAAUAAAACAGAGUUGUUUUGA